Molecule: messenger RNA, 398 nt
Organism: Schistosoma guineensis
Lineage: Eukaryota; Metazoa; Platyhelminthes; Trematoda; Strigeidida; Schistosomatidae
Source: the annotation of a GenBank genome assembly
AUUUGAGCAUUUUCAAGGGAAAUGAAUGAGGAACACAGUUAUCUAUUAUGAAUAAAUAGUUCAUAUAUUAUCCAUGUAUAAGACAAAUUAUCCAGAUCGUAUUAUAAUGUGAAGAAAUAACAAUGUAUAGACCAUGUAUUUAUGUCUGAUUGUUUGAUACUUAUUGAAUUUCAUUAAAGAAGCUUAAAUCAGACUACUGAAUGAUAUGUUCACUCACUGAUUGUUUCACAAAUAUGAUUUCCUCCUUUAUGUCUUACAUGAACUCAACGAUCAACUAUUGUGAAUCUAUUAUUUCGAAUUUAGACGAACGUUCGUAUACAAUUAGCACAAUGUCUUGUUUAAAUUUAUUUUAUUUCCUGUUCAGCAAAAAGAAAGAGAACAUCAAAAUAAAGAUGUAC